UAUGUUAAAUUCAGACCUCAAAAAAUAGAACAAAAUAUUCAAAUAAAUGUCUAAUUUUAUAAAGACUAGAUCACCCAGUUAAUGUCGAUCUCAUCAUUAAAAAUUUGAUCCCAAAGAUAUGAGUUCAAAUAACACUUCUAAUCUUAUAGAUUGUUAAGAUGUUGGGAAUUAAGAAUGA
Messenger RNA from Paramecium sonneborni, 178 nucleotides. NCBI's taxonomy places the organism in Eukaryota, Ciliophora, Oligohymenophorea, Peniculida, Parameciidae. The record is from the annotation of a GenBank genome assembly.